AGCUUGCUAAUGAUGAGAUGUCACCAGGCGCUCUUACACCUGAUAGCCCAGUUGUGGGAUCUAAAAGAAAACGUCAAACUCCGCGGAGACUAAUGUCAAUGGAUCCACAGAUAUACAGUCUUCUGAUAUCCCCCAAUAUCACCUCAGGUGAACUGAACAGGCUGACCCCUGUACAGGCAUCCAAAAUUAAGUCGCCUGAAGGGGAGGUCAACUCCUCUUCAGCAGACGAUAGUGUUUGGGAUGCUGCAGAUGAAAGCAAUACUGACUUUAAUUUGUCCAAUCUCAGUGCUGUUGAACCUGUGAGUCAGUAUGCGGACAACCUAGAGAUCAGUGGCAUAAGUGUUCUGAAAACCAAGAGACAAACUGGAGCGCAUCAGAGAUUAUCUGAUAUCAGUUUGCAGGAGACUCCAAGAGGACGUAAGUGUGGAAGGAUUAGUUUGUUCGACCUUAGUCCCAAGGUUCUGUCUGAUAUUUGUAGCUCUACGCUGAAUGAGCAUAGUUUGUGUGAAUCUGCUGUAAAUGAAACAUCUGUGAUGAAUUCCAAAGUCAAGUAUGCUGUGAAUGACAUCAUAAAGGGAUAUUUGGAUGUAACUGACAAGUCAAGUAUGUCAAGCCAAGUGUUGGAAUAUGAAAGCUGUGAGGAGAAUGAGGCAAGGGUUUUUUCUCCAAUUGACUCUCAGGAGGAAUCCAAAGCUCAAGUUAAAGAUUCUAAAGAGGACAUGUGUUAUAACAACUGUGACAUUGACAUUGAAGCUCAAGUGAUUGAUAAAACUGACAAUGACUAUGACGAGCAAAAUGAGUGCAAUGAGACCAGUGAUGAUGGCAGAAAGGUUGAUCUAAUUCCAGAGCCUUACCAGGACCAACUUGCUUUGAGCCUCUUAAAUAUAAGUGACAUUGAAGAUGAAGAGGAAUCAGAACUGAGUGAGAUAAAUGAUGGCAUGGAAAGUGGAAUUGAAAACGAGAAGGGCAGUGAAAGACAUGGUUACUUUCAAACUCAAGAUUUGAUGCAGCUUUCGUCAGAGACAGAGGUAAAUACCAGCCAGUUUACUGAAACAUAUUGUGUAUUAAAUGCUGCACAGUCCCUGAUACUGUUAGGCAGUGCAUCUGUGUCUGUUACAGACUGUGUGACUGUCGCAUGUUAUCCCAGGUCUACCGCAGUGGAAACAAUUCAGGUGCCUUUGACCGGGGAACCUGCUCAGACAUUUGGCUGUAUCACAGCAGGGAAUGAGACCAACUAUGCUGUGCAGUCAACCAAUGUGAUGUCUUUUGAAGGUAGGCAAGAUGAGUUUGACUCUAACAACUGCAUUGAUCUGUGCUGCCAUGAAACACUGAGCCCUCCACUGAAAACAAAACCAUGUGACCCCCAGCCAACAACUAUAUCAUGUGACACCAAGCCAACAAUGUCAUUUGAGCCAAUGUGGUCACCUGAUCUGAGUUCCACAGGAAAAUCUGCCGUUGUUGAGCCUGAAACUGGAUCUUUCUGUGGUAACCGUUCAAACUUAAAGCGUCAAAAGCGCCUUAACUUUGACGAGGAGCUUCGAGAGGCUAACAUCUACACUCCAAGUCAGAAGCUUGCGAAGGAUGAACAUUUUGACUUCUCUUAUGUGAAAUAUAGUGAUGACACUGUUGCAAGUCAAUUCGACGUGUGUAAUGAUACAUCAUCCAUUCACUUGGACUUUUCUGGUGUAAUUGAUAAAAUUAGAGAACACACUGAACAGGUAUCGAGUUAUGAUUGCUUGGUGGAGUUAAGUAAGGUCAGCGAGGGAAGUGAUGAUAGCGUGUCGGUAGAUUGGAGUGAGUUGUCCAGUCUAUCCAGUGAGGAUGAAACCUUACAGGUGCAAACACAGUUCCCGAGUAUAUCCAUAGAUAGAAGUGAGUGUAUGUAUAACAGUGUGGCAUCUACCAAGCCUCUGGAUCUUAGCAAGAACAACUUUCCCCAGCCAAGCCAAUCUGGUGGUAGCCAGUCUUUGGUAAAUAAGAUAUCAUCCAGCCAGCAUUGUGGUAGUUAUGGAUUACAUAGUCCAAGAUUGUCAGCCUCUGGAAACUUUGCUAGCAUAUCUGUUAGCUAUACAGCAACACAGUUUCAACAAAGUCAGGUUUACCAUGAGAAUAGUAAUGAUGGAUAUGUGACAAGUGGCAAUGUUUAUGAGAAAAUUGGCCAUGAACAUUUGAUGACUGGAAAUGUGAAUGGAAUAAGUGGCUAUAGCUAUGGAAAAAGUAGUCAUGCUACAUGGAUAACUCAUGGACGUGAAAUGUGUGAGAGACAUCCAGACAAAUAUUCCCAGGAAGAACGCUAUGGAUGUUCUGGAUCAACAUCAGGACUGGGGAAUGCCUUGCUAGGAAAUACAAGCUCAGUGUAUAAAAGUGGGGGAGACACUGCUGAAAGUCAUGAGAGAAAAUCAGAGUCAGCCAUGAAUGAGUCACGUAUACAGGCGAAGCAGAAGAGAAGGGUGAUUGAUAAGCGCACUACUCUCGGGCAGGGGUGGCUGUGUGACCAGCUGGCCAAUGUAAGACCAUACGUCAUUACAGGGUGGCUAUCUACGGAGUAUCUCAUGGCUUUAGUGCGUCAAAUGGAUUUCAACAAGGACCUAUUCAGCAACACGCUGGAUCAGGGUGGCAACAUUCAUGACUGGGUUCUUGAAAACUGCAAUCAAACCAGUCCAGCUCUGCUUGCAAGGGACCUUGUAUUCAGACUGUUCACCCUGCGGGAACUCCAGCAACACACACUUAAUGAGCUGUCUCAUAGGAAACGCUACCAGGCGAUGAAGAUGUGCGUCAAGAGGUGCUUUCUGGAUCAGGUUAGUGGCACCAUGUGGAAAAAGUGCACGGAGUUCAUCAAGGCCAGUGUGGACUACCUGUUCCAGGUGAAUGUGCCUCAGGUGCAGAACUUUCUCUUUUCUCUUCAUUCAUCAUGCAUGGGAGAUGGGAUGUAAUCUGUUGGAAGUAGUGGAUAUACCUCAUGAUGCAUGGGAGAUGGGAUGUCAACUGUUGUAAGUAGUGGACUGGAUGUUUCUCAGUGUAAGGUACUGAAAUGUCUGGUGUUGUGUUGAAAGAUAUGGAUUUGGAAUGUUGAAUACGUUUCAAUGUUGACUACUCUUAGAUAGACAUAUUAUAGUGAUUUCAUAAGGGACAGAAUGACUGUCCAGUGUUUAGAAAUUUUUCAUUGUUAUGCAUGUGUUAAAUUCAUAUUUGCUAUAAUAAAUGUUCAUGCUUUUUUAUUUGAAAUGAAAACCUUUAUUUUUUAAUCAACAUAAUGUUAACACUUCGUGAAG
Molecule: messenger RNA, 3272 nt
Organism: Dreissena polymorpha
Lineage: Eukaryota; Metazoa; Mollusca; Bivalvia; Myida; Dreissenidae
Exons: 2
Coding region: 18-2933 (971 amino acids)
Source: RefSeq, a predicted model, not a curated record